CUUAUUCUAUUCUCCAUUUUUUUUUCAACUAAAUGGUUAAACCCGGAUCUAUUUAAGACACAGAUCUAACUUCCGGAUGGAGGUACAGCUCAUGGAUAGACCAUUUCAUGAGCAUUCAAAUGAGCCAAAAGCAAUAAUCUCUAUAUUUUCAAGGAUAACUAUUUACCAAGUCUCCAUAUACAUUCACAAGUCAUUUCCUCGAUUCACAAUCUCCAUAUACAUUCACAAAUCGAUAUGGUAUUGAACCAUUUUUUCAAUCUUUAAACCAAACAUCAAUAAAGUCAUCAAAUUCUGAAUUGACCAAACAAAAUCCUAACUCUACGUUGCCUCCAUUAGAAUAGAAAGAAAUCUAUUUAUAAAAAUAUAUAUAAACAGUAAAAAUAAAAAACUUGAAAAAGAUAAUUUUGCGUCUAUUUUUUUGUGUAAAAAAGUUCAGCGCUCUCCACCAUCUUCUCAACCAAGAAUUUGUCUGAAACCUAAUUUCAAGUCUCUCUAGAUCUCGCCCUCUUUCCAAUUCUCUGUUAAAAGAAACAUUAAAAUCAAUGCGAUGAAGGGCUUGGCACAUCCACAGAGUUGCAGCAUCUGAAUUUCUAACGGAAAAUCAUUCCUCCCGAGAUGAGCACGUCCGUUAAAGGCUUUCUCAAAGGCCUUCGCCACAUUACUCAGAUUUUCGAUGAAGGUAAAGACCAUGAUAUCCAGAUCGGGUUUCCCACCGAUGUAAAGCAUGUCGCCCACAUAGGAUCCGAUGGUCCCGCAUCAAAUGCACCAAGCUGGAUGAAUGACUUCAACCCUCAAGGAAAUGAGAAUGGCCAAGUAGUUUCUCGGAGGGAUGCCAACAACAAUCCAAUAGGAGAAGGAGUUGGAUUACAAGAGUUGUUGCCUCCACCUGAUAAACCAAAGCACAAGAAGACAAGGCGUAAGUCCGAGUCACAAAACGGUUCUCCUCCUAGGCGAAACAGCAACGUGUUACCAUCGGAAAUGGUACCAAGACCCUCGAGACGUCACCACAGGAGUAGGCACGCGUCGUUGGAUUCGUCGAAUGAUCCAUCGCUCAGGAGGAGGCGUGUUGUUGUCUCGGUUAACGACGAGGAAGGUUCUAAUCAACUUUCAGACAGUUCUUCUGCUUCCCAUAGAAAGUCUUCGUCGCGUCAUAGGAAGGUGAAAGGAUCAGGAGGAGGAGAGGUGUCCAUGAAGAAGACCAAAGCUAAACAGGAGAAAUCAACUGUUCAAUCAGACGGUACAUGUAAUGAUAAUAAUACUGGCGACAAAGACUAAAACUGAUUUUGGUCGGUCACAUGUGGCUGUGACUAUUUUCGUAUUUCUUGACUGUUCCUUAGAGAAAAAAAAAACUUAUUUGUUUCACAAUGACAAUGGUUCACCACCAGAGGGGGGUGAUGAUAUCGUAGGAGAUAUUCUAGUUAUUACAAUUCUGGUCGAAAGAGUACUGGUCACUGAAUGAUUCUAUACUGAAGAAAGAUCAAAGCUGCUUCUGAAUUUUCUUAGUAGUUUGGCGCUGUUAGAGAUGGACUAAUCAACAUUAUGGACAUACAAGUUGUAGCAUAUUCAACUAUUGAGGAAGAAAUUAUAUGAUAUAAUAAAUCCAUAAAGACUAGUGAAUCGAAUAAGACAAAACAAAAUGGUGAUGUAUAUAUCAACAACCUCGCUUCUAUUACACUCCUUCACCAGAUUGAUUCACCGUUUCACAAUUAUCUAAACAAUAUUAUAAGAUUCCUUCCUAGGAACUUAAACAUAACAACAAGAACUUUGCAAUUUUGACUAAAAAGAUGUCGGGAUCCACUAUUUAGUGGAAACCCUCCAAAAAUAAGCGUAUGCCACUUAAGCAUGGAGAGCACACGGUAUUCUUUAGUAAAAGGCGAAAGAAUAGUUCGCUUUGUGCUCACCACAUGGCUGC
Brassica napus (rape) is the source of this 1912-nucleotide messenger RNA. RefSeq names its product CRIB domain-containing protein RIC3. The transcript is spliced from 4 exons. Bases 616 to 1275 code for a protein of 219 amino acids. Lineage: Eukaryota; Viridiplantae; Streptophyta; Magnoliopsida; Brassicales; Brassicaceae. The record is from RefSeq and is a predicted model, not a curated record.